UUAUGUGACAGAGGGAGUAAAAGUGACAUUAUUUCACCCCCCAAGAACAGGUUUAACGCUGACAUAAAAAGGUCCUUGCUUGGGGAAUAAGUAAUCAAAGGAUCGUACAUUACAGACUCAAGAAUUCCAUUUGAAUUAGUGACAAAAAGUGAUUGAUCCUCUGAUAAAGGGGAACUGAGACUUCUGGCACCCAGACCUCGACACGUUGUUUAAAUAACAUGGAUUGGGGAACUCUCUAUGAAGUAAUUGGAGGAGUCAACCGACAUUCCACAAGUAUUGGCAAAAUCUGGUUGUCAGUCCUCUUCAUAUUUCGCAUUAUGAUAUUGGUUGUGGCAGCAGAGAGUGUCUGGGGCGAUGAACAAUCAGACUUCACUUGCAAUACUUUACAGCCUGGGUGCAAAAAUGUCUGCUAUGACCAUCACUUCCCAAUAUCUCACAUUAGGCUCUGGUGCCUUCAACUCAUCUUAGUGGCUACACCUGCCCUUUUGGUAGCCAUGCAUGUAGCCUAUAUAAAACAUGGAAAAAAGAAGGAGGCAAAGAGCAAAGGUGGCUGUGAAGAGAAGGAUUUGGAAGAGUUGAAGAACCGUAAAAUUAGAAUUAAGGGAACCUUGUGGUGGACCUACACAGUCAGCAUCAUGUUCAGAAUCUUGUUUGAAGCUGCCUUUAUGUACCUCUUCUACUUUUUGUACACUGGUUUCCACAUGCAACGCUUGGUCAAAUGUGACAACUGGCCCUGUCCUAAUGUGGUUGACUGCUUCAUUUCCAGGCCCACUGAAAAAACGGUGUUUACCAUUUUCAUGGUCAUUGUAUCUGGUAUCUGUAUGGUACUGAAUGUGGCAGAAUUGUGCUAUUUGAUCAUACAGGCUUCCUUUAGAAGGUCGAGAAAAAAUGUCCAGAAACAUAGCCUCAGCAAUGGCAAGGAAGAAAAACAAAAUAUGUUGAAUGAACAAAAAGAGGCUUGAGUUGGCCAAAUAUGAGUCUUGGUGAUAUUGUGAAAGCUAGUUGCAAUUCACUAACUGACUUAUUAUGUCUUAUUGUAGCAUUAAGGACAUGCAGACAGGAAACAAAUUAGGCAAUAAUUGAUGUUAAAAAAGAAACAUUUUUUUAACAUGUUUUCCUUAUCAAACCAAUACCAGCAUUGUAACAAAAGUGUUCAAAGGGACACGUUUGAGUUCUGAGCUAGAAUUGUAGCCUUUACUUGACUGACAAUCAAUAAUAGUAUUUUAUAAAGCAAUGUGUGUAUUUAUGUUACA
Messenger RNA from Bombina bombina (fire-bellied toad), 1253 nucleotides. Its product is annotated as gap junction beta-2 protein. Lineage: Eukaryota; Metazoa; Chordata; Amphibia; Anura; Bombinatoridae. The record is from RefSeq and is a predicted model, not a curated record. The transcript has 2 exons. Gene Ontology annotation, biological process: cell communication. Gene Ontology annotation, cellular component: connexin complex. Bases 219 to 962 code for a protein of 247 amino acids.